GGGAAUGCAAAGAGGCUGCAAGAGAGAAACAAAAGACCAUAGCCAGGCUUCCUGCUUCUGAAAUUGAGUAAAAUUGUACCUUUUAUAAUACUAUUGGGUAAUACCAUUAGGUAAGAUCAGCACUGGGUGGCUGACCUGUACAAGGGCCCUGGCUUACAUCCAUUGCGGGUGCAGGCAGGACUUGGAAAUGCAUGCUGAGAUCCACAGGCGUCUGUUCUGGGCGUCUCUCGCAGACGGCUUCUGGAGGCUAUGCCUGCUCCUCAUACAGCUUCCAGACUUCUUAAUGGGACUUCCAGUGGAGAAGGCCCCCCAAACGUUGGCCCAGGCACCUCCUUCUACCAGAGGGCAGGACCAGGUGAGCUUAGAACAGAGGCUCAGGCAUCCUCUCUUCUCUCUUUCAGGAGCAAUCGCCUCCUCUCUUGCCAAAGGACUCACCAACCCUCUGGGAAAGCCUGUGGAGACCAACAGCUGGAGCAGCAUCUGCUCCCAGUCCUCUUCUGCCCGCCCCUCUGUUUCCUCUGCCAUGGCAUCUGCGGAGAACAUCAAGACACUCCAUGAAGGAUCCCACGGAGGGGCUGGUCAAAUAAACCCAAUGUUGGAGUCUCAGCUGCUGCCUCCUGCCCAAGAGAGAAGUCUCCUUAUGAGCUCAAGAGAUGAUAUCCAGCUGCCAGAGAAUCUCCUCACUGAGUUGCCAGAUUUUGAGGACCUUGUCUCUUCCAUGGAGCCCCUCCUUCUGGACAGCAUCAUUCCCUCUCUGGAUCCAACAGAGCCCAGGGACUCCGGGCAGGCCCAGGAACUGUUGGCAACCCCUCCUCAGCCCUGUGAUGACACUGGAGGCCCGUCUCAGGAACCCCAAGCCAAGAAAGGUGUGGCCAGGCCAAGACCCUCCCAAGGGAAACCAUCCGAGGCACCUGACAGGCCUAAAUUCAAUACCAAGGCAAAGAGGGGGAAAAGCCCAGCAAGUGAAGAGGAACCAAGCCGGAAGGGGAGGAAGACAAACAAAAGCUCAGAUCCCACCACUUCUGGGGAGGGAAUGGCUUUGGGGGCACAUAAGAAGCCUCGCAGUUCCCUUGUCAGUGGCAAAAAUGGAUUUUCCGUCUCCAACCACACCGCUGGAGCGCAAACUCCACUCUCUCGAUGUCAGAAGGGCCCUUGCCUUCUAUUUGCAAGGCCCAUUUCACCAAAGCGGUUUCUACCUCGACAGCCCUAUUCAAAGGUGUCCAACUGCAGAACAUUUGCAAAGCAGCCACCUGGGCUACCCCUCUGA
This is a messenger RNA of Pogona vitticeps (central bearded dragon), 1267 nucleotides long. Lineage: Eukaryota; Metazoa; Chordata; Lepidosauria; Squamata; Agamidae. The record is from RefSeq and is a predicted model, not a curated record.